GGUUCUGGCGUCGGCGUCGCUCCGGCGCUGGGGCACUAGGCCGGCCUGUGUCCGCGGGUCGCGGGUAAAGUGCUGGUGGCGGAGGGCGCGCGAAGGGCCGCCAGCCGCGCGGCGUUGGCUCUGGCGUCGGCUCUGGCGUCAGGGUCGUUGAGUUGUGACGAAGCCGCGAGUAGCCGUUUCCGCGACAGCAGGUGCGGCCGCUUUUAGACCCGAGCGGGCUCCGCAGCUGCCUGGCGGGUCUCCUGUAGCGCCCGACCCUUCUCUUCGCGGUCCCCACGCCAGCAGCGACCCUGAGCCGACAGCCGGAGCGACAGGCAAUGGCGGCCUCGACGGCCUCGCACCGGCCCAUCAAGGGGAUCUUGAAGAACAAGACCUCUACGACUUCCUCUGUGGUGUCGUCGGCCGAACAGCCCCGCGGGAAUGUCGACGAGGAGCUGAGUAAAAAAUCCCAGAAGUGGGAUGAAAUGAACAUCCUGGCGACAUACCAUCCAGCAGACAAAGACUAUGGUUUAAUGAAAAUAGAUGAACCAAGCACUCCUUACCACAGUAUGAUAGGUGAUGAUGAAGAUGCAUUUAGUGAUUCAGAAGCCACUGAAGCCAUGACCCCAGAUAUCUUAGCUAAGAAAUUAGCUGCUGCUGAAGGCUCGGAGCCAAAGUAUCGGAUUCAGGAACAAGAAAGCAGUGGAGAAGAGGAUAGUGACCUCACACCUGAAGAACGAGAGAAAAAGCGACAAUUUGAAAUGAAAAGGAAGCUUCACUACAAUGAAGGACUGAAUAUUAAAUUAGCUAGACAAUUAAUUUCAAAAGACCUAAAUGAUGAUGAGGAAGAUGAAGAAAUGUUAGAGACUGCAGAUGGAGAAAGCAUGAGUAUGGAAGAAUCAAAUGAAGGAUCUACUACAGGUGACCAACAGCAAAACAAAUCACAAAGUUCAUAGAAGGGAUUUGUUCAACCUUGCAGUUGUCAAAUACAAACCCUGUUAUUAUAAUACACUGCUUCUUGUUCUCCACAAUUCAUGACUUAAGUACCAAAAUGCAUACCUGUUAUGAUAUAUUGCCAAGAAUUAAAUGGUAACCUGAGAGACUGAUUAGACUGAAAAUGCCUAUUUGAUGCGUAUAUUCUUGUGCCUAGUACUUCACCACAAAUACAGUGUAAUGUCAUCAGUCCAAAUCUGCUUUACUUUUAUAAAACACUGGUUAAUUUGUAUAAGAUAUUAUAUAGCUUUUUAUGCUUUAGAGGUUAAACAAUAUCUUUUUGGGGGAGAGGGGAACUAAUUUAUUUUCAUCACCUCUAGAUGUGGUAGCUGUUAUAAAAGGUUUAAUGGUUUGGUUUUUUUUUUAAUCAAAAGCCAGUUGGAACAACAGGAUAUAUAGGCUGAUAAAUAUUCAAGUUGAAAUAUAUUUUAACACUGUCUUCAAUUUGAUUUGUCUGUUUAAUUGAAACGGAUUAUAAGAAUUACUGUUGCAUUUUCUGGCCUACUACCUUUCAAAUUCCUGUUGAGUUUCUUUGUGUUUACAAGGAAAGGAUUAAACUUUUUCUCAUCAAAACUAGCUUUUUUUUCCACAAAUAAAUUAUUAGGUUAAACUUGCA
Galeopterus variegatus (Sunda flying lemur) is the source of this 1588-nucleotide messenger RNA. RefSeq names its product protein phosphatase 1, regulatory (inhibitor) subunit 2 (gene PPP1R2). The record is from RefSeq and is a predicted model, not a curated record. The coding region runs from base 318 to 935 and encodes 205 amino acids. Gene Ontology annotation, molecular function: protein phosphatase inhibitor activity. The transcript has 6 exons. Lineage: Eukaryota; Metazoa; Chordata; Mammalia; Dermoptera; Cynocephalidae. Gene Ontology annotation, biological process: regulation of signal transduction.